This is a messenger RNA of Baudoinia panamericana UAMH 10762, 1329 nucleotides long. RefSeq lists its product as uncharacterized. The transcript has 2 exons. The record is from RefSeq and is a predicted model, not a curated record. Gene Ontology annotation, molecular function: chromatin DNA binding; transcription coactivator activity. NCBI's taxonomy places the organism in Eukaryota, Fungi, Ascomycota, Dothideomycetes, Mycosphaerellales, Teratosphaeriaceae. Gene Ontology annotation, biological process: positive regulation of DNA-templated transcription. Bases 274 to 1062 code for a protein of 262 amino acids. Gene Ontology annotation, cellular component: nucleus.
GACCUUGGUGGCGCCAUCCAUGCAGAGCUACCCCUUCGUCAAGUGUCCUUUAAUUGGCUCAUUGUGGGUUCCUGGCAGCGGCUUACGCGCGUGGAAGAAGACGCUGUUCAACCUAAAGCGUCGUCUUACCGUCUACCUACCCUGACCACUCGAGCACGCAUAUUGGGAAAAGCACAGACACCUGGGUGGUGGUAGUACGCGAGGGCAGUACUGCGGACGCUGCAUUGGGUGGACCUUCAUGCUUUUGGGCUGUCAUAUAUUGACCCUGCCGACAUGUCAAUUAACUGGGUGAUGCUGUCACCCGACACCAACCCGCCUUAUACACCACUACCAAACGAGCAAACACUUUUCACUGCGCCACCGCGGAUAGGCUUCGCCAUCUCCACGCCUUCACAUUAUCCAGCGAAGCAGCAGAAACCGUUCAGUUUGACACAUGCAAGCGGCGUACUAUAUCUUACGAAUCGACGUAUGAUAUACCUACCCGACAAGGCAACAGAUAAGUUGAAGAGCUUCGCAGCACCACUUCUGAACCUGCACGAUAGCCAUGUGACUGCGCCGUUCUUCGGACCGAACGUCUGGACUGCUCUACUGCAGCCUGUGCAGGGCGGGGGCAUCCCCACACCAAGCACCGGCGUAGUAGAGAUUCGAUUGACUUUCAAGGAAGGCGGAGCAUUCGACUUCCACACCAAUUACGAGAGGAUUCGAGAAAGAUUACAACAGGCUAUCGAGGUCAACCGAGUGGACGGAGACGGGUCGGGACCGGCAAGAGCGGCGGUGAAUGGCGUCGAUGUGUCAAACGUGAACCUCGAAGAUCUGCCAGCGUACCAAGAGGAGAGCGACGGCCCGCUAUUGUCGCCGGUGAUGGUCCCGAGUGUUGUGCCAACGGCGGCUCCGGUGCAGCAGAGCUCGGUGCAGAGGGAUAGUGGUGUCGCCGUGGAAGAUGACAGGCCGCAGGCGAAGCCAACUGAAACCGCACAGUCCGCGCCCCCUUCGUACGAAGAAGCGCAGAUGCAGGGAGUGCAGGAUGAGAUGGAGAGAAGGUUAAGCGGAGGGAGGGAGUGAAAUCGGCGUCGCGUCCGGUAACACUCGCCAUGAGCGUAAUUUGUAACACUUAGCGAAUACGACUUGAAUGACCACCCCAGUAGAGGAACGAUAUGUAUUUGUCCAUGCGGCUUUGGAUCGGAGCUUUCUCGUGGCUGCUUGUUGCUUUGUCAGUCUAACAGAUGAUGUAUCAAGGUGGACGACCGUUGCAAUGACCUUACAAUACGCAAGGAACCAAAAUUUGUAACGUAGUUAUAUAGUUCACGUACCUGCGUUGAGAUACGAUGA